This is a messenger RNA of Trichomonas vaginalis G3, 732 nucleotides long. RefSeq names its product glycine-rich protein family. NCBI's taxonomy places the organism in Eukaryota, Parabasalia, Trichomonadida, Trichomonadidae. Bases 1 to 732 code for a protein of 243 amino acids. The transcript has a single exon. The record is from RefSeq and is a predicted model, not a curated record.
AUGAAAAAGGGUACUUAUCUACUUGAAGUUUGGGGACCUCAUGCUGGUUCACGUAUAGUUGAUGAAAAAGGUUAUGGUGGUUAUAGUUAUGCGCUUGUUUAUAUACCUAAAGAUCAAAUAAUCCAUCUUUAUAUAGGUGGAAUGGGCGAAUAUUAUUUUAAUGAUAAUAGGCUGACUUAUAAAGCAUUUAAUGGAGGGGGCGCCGGAUGUAUAUAUGGUGGCAGCGGUGCUACAGAUUUCAGAAUAGAUACUAAUCUUAACUCUAGGUUCUUAAUUGCUGGUGGAGGUGCCUAUGACCAUAACCAAGCUUCCAGCAGUGCUAAUACAUAUGAUAUCGGAGGAGGAAUUAAAAAUACCCCUACUGAUGCCAAAUUUUUUGGAAAUGGUAAGAGUUAUUCAGCUGUUUCAGAAUGUAAAAAAUUUAAAAGUGAUUCCCCAACUACUGGUUAUUAUGUAUUUUAUUCAGGUGGUGGCUGUGGUCUUUAUGGUGGAGAUGCUGGAAAAGGAGGUUCAGGUUUUGUUUAUCUAACAAGACAUCCUUCUUCUAUAAGAGAUAUAAAUGAAAUAUUUGUGAUUGAUGGUCGAACAUACUCCGGUUUAAACUAUUUUAUAGAUGGAAGAGCACAAAUAUCCCUAUAUUCUAAUGCUGAUAUGUAUAAUUUUGGACCACGAAGAAUAAGUGUUUUCUUGGGAAAUUAUAUUUAUUCUCAAUCACAUAUAUUAGCGGCAUAA